UCUACCCGCUUCCUGAUUGGCUAUGGUUUAGUUCAACGUGACGAUCCAGACAGAGCGCGUGUUCAGCCAUCCUCUGAGUUCACCCACACAUCAGAAUAUCUAAUGUGAGGGAGAAAAGGAAGGAAGAAUUUGGACUUCAACGCUCAUUCACAAUGUUAUAGCCGGGGUAACAUGUGAUUCCUGAGGCAGAGUGUUAUCCGCUAUUACAUCUUUGCAGGUGUCGUGUCCAGGUGGGGUGGUAACCAUGGAGAGGCUGUUGCUGUGCGUGAUGCUGGCAGUUGCCAUGGCGGUGCGGGCACAGAUCUGCCCCAAGCGUUGCGUAUGUCAGAUCCUGUCACCCAAUCUGGCAACCCUCUGUGCCAAGAAAGGUCUACUAUUUGUGCCGCCCAACAUUGACAGGCACACAGUGGAACUACGGCUGGCCGACAACUUUGUCACAAGUGUGAAGAGGAAAGACUUUGCAAACAUGACACGGCUGGUAGACUUAACAUUAUCCAGAAACACCAUCUCCUUCAUCACACCUUAUGCCUUUUCUGAUUUGGAUAACCUCAGAGCGCUUCACCUCAACAGUAACAGACUGACGAGGAUAGGCAAUGAUACAUUCAGUGGGAUGUCGAAGCUUCACCACCUGAUUCUGAACAACAACCAGCUGAUGCUCAUCAACCAGGGAGCAUUCAACGACCUGCUGGCACUGGAAGAAUUAGACCUCAGCUACAAUAACCUGGAUUCUAUUCCUUGGGAGGCCAUCCAGAGAAUGACAAGCCUCCACACAUUGAGUUUAGACCACAACAUGUUCGACUUCAUCCCAGAGGGAACAUUUUCCCUGCUCCAGAAGCUCAACCGGCUGGACGUCACUUCUAACAAACUCCAAAAGCUACCACCAGACCCACUUUUUCAACGAGCACAGGUCUUGGCCACUUCAGGGAUCAUGACCUCUACUUCUUUUGCGCUCUCAUUUGGCGGGAACCCUCUCCACUGUAACUGUGAGCUACUGUGGCUGCGAAGGCUGAACAGGGAGGAUGACCUUGAGACGUGUGCUUCACCCCAACACCUCUCCGGACGAUACUUCUGGUCCAUUCCUGAAGAGGAAUUCCUCUGUGAACCUCCACUCAUCACCCGAUACUCCCAUGAAAUGAGGGUGCUUGAAGGGCAGAGAGUCGCGCUCAGGUGUAAAGCAAGAGGAGACCCAGAGCCAGCCAUCCACUGGAUCUCUCCUGAGGGCAAGCUGGUAUCCAACUCCUCAAGAACGUUGGUCUACACAAACGGGACUCUGGACAUCCUCAUCAGCACUGUUAAAGACACGGGCUCCUUCACCUGCAUCUCCUCCAACCCUGCUGGUGAAGCCCAUCAAACAGUCGACCUGGUCAUCAUAAAACUCCCUCACAUCUCCAACAACACCAACAACAUCCAGGAGCCUGACCCGGGGUCGUCUGACAUUUCCACAUCAACCCGAGGCGGGGCCAAUGGGAGCAAUGUGACGGGGGACGUGAAGGGCGGGGUGGAUAAGAGGGUGGUGACAGCUGAGGCCACGUCAUCCACUGCUCUUAUCAAGUUCAACUUCCAGAGGACUAUUCCAGGCAUCAGGAUGUUCCAGAUACAGUACAACGGGAGCCAGGAUGACUCACUGGUUUACAGAAUGAUCCCUCCAUCCAGCAAGAACUUCCUGGUCAACAAUCUGGCUGCAGGGACCCAGUACGACCUCUGCGUGCUGGCCAUCUACGAUGAUGUCAUCACCUCCCUGACAGCCACCCGCGUGGUCGGCUGUGUGCAGUUCAGCACCGAGUCGGAGUACAUGAGAUGUCAUUUUAUGCAGUCUCAGUUCCUCGGUGGGACUAUGAUCAUCAUCAUCGGAGGGAUAAUAGUGGCCUCUGUGCUCGUUUUCAUCAUCAUCCUGAUGAUACGUUACAAGGUGUGUAACCCCGGUGAGGGAGGGAAAGGCGUUUCACUGUCAAUGACCAAUGUUCACUCACAGACCAACGGCUCGCAGUCACAAGGAUGCACGGUGACUCCAAGCGCCUCUAAACACGGCUCAAUUGGAUUAGACGACCUCUCGGGAGGCUCAAAGAAGAGGAGCGCAGCAGGAGGAGGCGGGGGCAAGGAUACCGUGACUCAGUCUUCAGACUCUUCCCUGCCUGACUGCUCCACAGCUACAUCCAUUCUCAGCCAGUCUUGGGCAGCCAAAAGCCCAACAGCUGGAGGUGGGGAACGGGAGAAGGCGGGUGAGGAGAGAGUUCUAGCUAGCGUAUCUUCACCCACCACCACCAACGGUUCACUAACCAAGCCAAAGCGGAAGCCCGCGCCAGGUAAGCCAGGAUCGGCUUGCUCAAACACCUCGGCUGCUUCUGAAAAUCUCACCUCCCCUUCCCCUCGCCCUCCUUCCUCCAGCUCAUCCGCUCUCCUCCCUUCCUCUACCCCUCUAGAAAAUCUCAACACCAACCGCAAUAACUCAACAUCUCUAAACCAAACCCCUCCUCCCUUUGUGCCAUCUCCUUUCUCCAGCCCUCUCACCACCCCGAGCCCGGUCCCCUCCAUCCGAUUCAGAGAGACACCCAUCCUGCGCAGGGCUCCCCGUGCCCACUCCUCCGCCUCUUCCUCCGCCAAGUACAAGACUCUCCCUGUAGAGGAGGGAGGGAGGAGCAGGGCAAGAAGGAGGUACUCGUUUAGUGAAGGAGGUGAUACAAAGACUCACUCAUCCCAUCAGGGAGGACCAGUGCCCAAAUUAGGGCGUAUAAUGCGGAACAAAAGGAGCCAAUCAAUGAGCGGGAUGCUGCUCCCCAAAGACGGUGAUGGGGACUCAGACAGAGGGCGGUGCGACUCAGACUGGAUUCUAGAAAGCACCGUUUGAACUGGAGUGAAACAGCAACCAUCAAAUAAACUUUGUUUAUCCAUUCAA
Molecule: messenger RNA, 2893 nt
Organism: Notolabrus celidotus (New Zealand spotty)
Lineage: Eukaryota; Metazoa; Chordata; Actinopteri; Labriformes; Labridae
Gene: lrfn5a
Product: leucine rich repeat and fibronectin type III domain containing 5a
Exons: 10
Coding region: 245-2845 (866 amino acids)
Molecular function (GO): protein binding
Source: RefSeq, a predicted model, not a curated record